Messenger RNA from Cercocebus atys (sooty mangabey), 3008 nucleotides. RefSeq names its product SAP domain containing ribonucleoprotein (gene SARNP). The transcript has 11 exons. The coding region runs from base 71 to 688 and encodes 205 amino acids. NCBI's taxonomy places the organism in Eukaryota, Metazoa, Chordata, Mammalia, Primates, Cercopithecidae. Gene Ontology annotation, biological process: poly(A)+ mRNA export from nucleus. Gene Ontology annotation, cellular component: nucleus. The record is from RefSeq and is a predicted model, not a curated record.
UACGCCUAAGGCGGGAGCUCCUGGAGGCGGAGGCAGCGGGUGGGGGCCUAGUGGAGUGAGGGGUAACAAGAUGGCGACCGAAACGGUGGAGCUCCAUAAGCUGAAGCUUGCUGAACUAAAGCAAGAAUGUCUUGCUCGUGGUUUGGAGACCAAGGGAAUAAAGCAAGAUCUUAUCCACAGACUCCAGGCAUAUCUUGAAGAACAUGCUGAAGAGGAGGCAAAUGAAGAAGAUGUACUGGGAGAUGAAACAGAGGAAGAAGAAACAAAGCCCAUUGAGCUGCCUGUCAAAGAGGAAGAACCCCCUGAAAAAACUGUUGAUGUGGCAGCAGAGAAGAAAGUGGUGAAAAUUACAUCUGAAAUACCACAGACUGAGAGAAUGCAGAAGAGGGCUGAACGAUUCAAUGUACCUGUGAGCUUGGAGAGUAAGAAAGCUGCUCGGGCAGCUAGGUUUGGAAUUUCUUCAGUUCCAACAAAAGGUCUGUCAUCUGAUAACAAACCUAUGGUUAACUUGGAUAAGCUGAAGGAAAGAGCUCAAAGAUUUGGUUUGAAUGUCUCUUCAAUCUCCAGAAAGUCUGAAGAUGAUGAGAAACUGAAAAAGAGGAAGGAGCGAUUUGGGAUUGUCACAAGUUCAGCUGGAACUGGAACCACAGAGGAUACAGAGGUUCAAGUGCUGGAUUGUGUCAUGUGACCAUCCCAAAACUCAGAGCACCCUAUGGCCAUCUUUGCCCUCUGUCACAUAACUUGAAAACUGCCUGAUGGCCUUUUUGCAGUGGUUCCCUCCAGGAAGCCUUGAUCUCAGUUGAAGAAGUUCUUUCCCGGCAUUCCAGUGCCCCUGUCAGCUCCAUACUCCUCAGACACCCUUAACAAAGGCUGUCAUGCACACAAUGUAACAAAUACACAAAAUAAAUGAUAAUUACACUAAUAAUGAUAUGUUCAGAGGGGCACUGGCCAGGUCCACACAUAUCAUAGGUGGGAGGGGGUGCUAACUCCCACUGGGUUGCUGAGCUGUCCCCCAAGCCCCUUUACUCCAUGCCUCUUUGGGGGUAGGGAGGAACAGGGGAAUGAGAGUUCAGCUCACAGAUUUAUGUUCAUAAGAGAAAGACCCCUGCCCCCGCCACCACACACACACACAAAGGUCUUUACUUGGUGGUAUUAAAGGGGCAGUAUUCUAAGUGUCCCCCAUAUUUAAUGGCCCAGCUCUCUAGAAUCUGUAGAAGGAAGAUAUACCUGAUGCUUAUUGCCCAAUCCCUACUCUGCGAAGAUCAAGAGGCAUUUGACCUUGGAGGGAGAUAUCAUCUGUUCUUCACUUCUCUGUUCCUUUCCUUCCACCAAGGAAAUGUGAGUGGUGUUGAUGUGUGUCUUGUUCUCCAGGAUUGGGGCAGAAGGAAGGAUGAAGAACAGGGCCAGAGAGGCUUGGGGUUAGCAUAGCUGCUAUAUGGGUGAAGGCAAGCUGAAGAGCCUAACAGCCCCUGCCCAUUCCUCUACUGAAACACCUUGUUUCACUUUCUCACUAUAAGAAUAGGAAUAAGAUGUUAAAGCUCACCCACAUCACCUUCUCAAGGGUGGUCACAUACCUUUGCCCCUUCCACCAACUGGCCAAGAGGGAGAGUCAUGCUCUUGGGAAGAAUGAGCCAUCCAGGUUUGCUCACCAGCUUGGGCUUUACUUUAGUUCAGUACUGUUUUUAUCAGACCCGUAACUGCUGGCUCUACUUAGAGUGACAGUUUUGCUGAAGGUUCUUACCCCACCUCUCCUGACAUCCUCUAAGCUCUUGCCUGGAGCCAAGAGGCGUGGUGGUGAAGUAAGGAUAGGGUGUGGAUCAGGAGAUUCUCAACUUGGCUUCUAGGCACUGUCCAGCUGGGAGGCAGAGGGGAACUUGUACUCUGAAGCCUGUGACUCCUCUUAAGCCUCACAUCUCUUCACCACUACUCUGGUGCCCUGGUUAUCUGUCCCACAGCGAGAGGUAUUUUAUGUCCAUAAAGUGCCCGUGGUAAGUGCUCAGAAUUCAUCUCUUGGCUGUGGCGGGUGCUGUCAUUUCUCAUUCCAUUGAGGGGAAGAAACUGAGGCACAGCGAGUCCAGAGGAGAAUGGGUCAGGGUUGUGGGAGGAAUUAAUGGGCCUAGCUAGUAACUUGAAAUGGCAACCAGUCUCUGCCUGCUUCCUAGCCUUCCAAACCCGGGAGUCUCCAUCCUUCCCAUCCUCUGUUCUAACUGGCCUUGUCAGAUGCUUUUCCCCACUGUACUUUCCCCUCCCUGCUGCCAGGUACUGUUAGAUUCCAAAAAUAAAAGGAAAAUAAUUAUACACUCUGCUUCCUUGUUCUCCCCUCUUCCACCCUGAGCUUUUGGGGUUAGGGGACUAAAAUAUCCCCCUUCCAGAAUCCCUCCCACCUUGGUCUGCUGGCUUUAUUCCCUAGCCCAGAGCAGUGAUUUGGAUUCAAAUGCCCUGUAACCUUCAGCCUCCUUACUGCUCCUUUCUUGACCUCUCCUAACGCUUUCCAGACCCAGGGGACUCUAGGGUCUCUAUACUCUUUCUUAUUGACCUGAAGAUAGAGGCUGGGAGCAGGGCCAUUCCAGAGGCUCUUUGGUCUCUCUCUUGGCUGAGGGAAUUUGGGCUUAAGCAGGCUGCACCCUCUGGCUAAGUAACUCAGUAUCAUGAGGGUUGACCUGAGGGUUUAAAGUAGCUCUCAUCAUAUAGAUCCUGGAUGUUGAGGGUUCUGUCUCCCACCCCUCUAUCCCCAGCUCUUAAACCCUAACCUCUUACUAUUUCCAUGACAACUGGCUUAAAUUCAACCCAUUUGGCUCAGAAAAGGUUGAGUUAGGGUGAUAAUGGGUUAGAAACUAAACUUCAUGUGUCGACCCUCUUGCCCUUUACUCCCAUUCCCAACCCUGGAGGCUUUAUACAAGUGCUUAAGUGGGUAGGUGUUGGGGAGAGCAGGGUUUGGGGAAUAAGGGAUAAAUGGGGCACAGUGGGCAGGGGCCCUCCUAUUCCAGUAAAGCCAAAUACCAAAAAAA